Dreissena polymorpha is the source of this 5893-nucleotide messenger RNA. Its product is annotated as multiple epidermal growth factor-like domains protein 6. The record is from RefSeq and is a predicted model, not a curated record. The transcript is spliced from 4 exons. Lineage: Eukaryota; Metazoa; Mollusca; Bivalvia; Myida; Dreissenidae. The coding region runs from base 145 to 2922 and encodes 925 amino acids. Gene Ontology annotation, molecular function: scavenger receptor activity.
CUCUGCCAACGGUAAAUCAAGCGGAUGAAAUCUUUUCACAUUAAUCUUUGUUGAAUAUUUAAACAUAGCUGGGCCUGAGUAUUGUCGUUAUCAAGAAAUUGUCUGCGGUGUUGUACUUAUAGAGAUACCAUAUAGUAACACAGUAUGAAGAUAACAUAUCUACUUUACUGUUUGAUAGCAGUUUGUGUACAUGAUCAAUGCGCAUCAGAAUGCAACUCAGUAUGUAAGAGGUGUUAUCAGGAGAUUUGCGUCGCGUGCAUUGAUGGGUAUUAUAUUAACCCGGGCGGCGUAUGCAUUUAUUGUCAAACCGGUUGUCGUUGUCAAUAUGCUGAAGGAUGCUAUGAUUGCAAAGAAGGCUAUUACAAAAGUUAUUGGGCGAAUAGAGAAUGUUAUCAAUGCAACGCAAACUGUACAUCCUGCACAGACUUUAAUCGUUGCAAUUCUUGUAAAACGGGAUCUUAUGGUGUAAUGUGUGAAUUGCCUUGUUCAAGAGGUUGUGAAGGUAGCGUCUGUGAUAAGGAAACCGGAGCAUGUACAUGUUCUGCAGGUUUCACUGGAAACAAAUGCGACACUUGUCUGGUCGGUUAUUAUGGACACGAGUGCAGACCGUGCUCAUACGGUUGCCACGGUGCCUGUGAUACACGAAGUGGAACAUGCUCAUGUAAGCCAACAUAUACAGGUCCCUUGUGUGACACGUGCGGUGAAGGAUGGUAUGUAGGAUUACUUGAUACAAAUUGUGUUCCAUGCAGAGCAAACUGUACAUCCUGUACAGACUUGUACCAUUGCAAUUCUUGUAGAACUGGAUAUUAUGGUGCAAUGUGUGAUUCGCCUUGUUCUAAGGGUUGUCAAGGUUACGUCUGUAAUAAGGAAACCGGAGCAUGUACAUGUUCUGCAGGUUUCGCUGGAAGCAAUUGCGACUCUUGUCUGAUCGGUUUUUAUGGAGACGAGUGCAUACCGUGCUCAAAUGGUUGCCAGGGUGCCUGUGAUCGACACAGUGGAACGUGCUCAUGUAAGCCAUCAUAUACAGGUCCUUCGUGUAACAAGUGCGGUGCAAGAUUCACUGGAAGCGAUUGCGACACUUGUCUGGUCGGUUAUUAUGGAGACGAGUGCAGACAGUGCUCAAAUGGAUGCCACGGUGCCUGUGAUAGACGCAAUGGAACGUGCUCGUGUAAGCCAACAUAUACAGGUCCAUUGUGUGACACGUGCGUUGACGGAUGGUAUGAGGGAUUACUUGAUACAAAUUGCGCUCCGUGCAGAGCAAACUGUACAUCCUGUACAGACUUGUACCAUUGCAAUUCUUGUAGAACGGGAUAUUAUGGUGCAAUGUGUGAUUUGCCUUGUUCAAAAGGUUGUCAAGGUUACGUCUGUAAUAAGGAAACCGGAGCAUGUACAUGUUCUGCAGGUUUCACUGGAAUUGAUUGCGAAACUUGUAUGGUCGGUUAUUAUGGAGACAUAUGCAGACCGUGCUCAAAUGGUUGCCAGGGUGCCUGUGAUACACGAAGUGGAACGUGCUCAUGUAAGCCAACAUAUACAGGUCCUUCGUGUAACAUGUGCGUUGCAGGAUUCACUGGAAGCGAUUGCGACACUUGUCUGGUCGGUUAUUAUGGAGAUGAGUGCAGACCGUGCUCUUAUGGUUGCCAUGGAUCCUGUGAUAGACGCAGUGGAACGUGCUCGUGUAAGCCAACGUAUACAGGUCCUUUGUGUGACACUUGCGUUGACGGAUGGUUUGGGCAAAAUUGCGCACAAGGGUGUAGACAUACGUGUGAAUCCUGUACUGACGGACACAGUUGUAUUGCCUGCAAAGAAGGGUUUUAUGGACGUUUGUGCACGAAGACAUGUCCAAAUAAUUGUUUGACGUGCGAAUCAAAUAACCAGUGUUUGGAAUGUAGACCGGGAUAUUUUGGGAAUGCAUGCCAAAUGUUCUGCGGUGUUGGAUGUCCGAACGGGUUAUGCGACAAGGAAUCCGGUGAGUGCUCACCCUGCAUUAACGGUUACCAUGGCAUAAACUGCAUACGAAAUUGUUCGGAAGGAUGCGUUGACAAGUUAUGUAGCCAAAAUGAUGGCGUAUGUACACGUGGAUGUAAGCACGGAUAUUCUGGUCCAUAUUGCUGUCAGCCGGGUAUGAUUGGGUGGUCGUGUGAGCUCCAAUGUGCCACCAACUGUGCAACAUGUACAUCCAUGAACGAAUGUCAAAGUUGUAACGAUGGAUUUUAUGGGUCACAAUGUAAUCAAACUUGUCCUGAUAUGUGCAAAACUUGCAUCUCGCAGUGGUACUGUCCUGUAUGCAAGAACGGAUACAUCGGGGACACAUGUAACAAACGCUGUCUUGACAAAUGCCUAACGUGUAAUAAUGACGGUACGUGUGUAACAUGCACAGACGGAUUUUCGAGGCCCGAUAAAGAAUGUCAGUGUUUGGUUACUCUGUGUUCGUCUUCUGAGUGCAUAUCGUGUGCGAAUUCUACUUACUAUUCAGAAGGAUCUACGUGUUGUCCAUGCAACAGUAACUGUAAACUUGGCGCGUGCAUAUCAGCUGAUCAAUGUACGUACGGAUGUAACGAUGGCUUUUUAGGACCCAAUUGUGAGUUCGAAUGUACACAUAUCGAUAUGAAGUGUUCUGUGUGUAGUGGUUAUAACCUAGAGGCAUCUUUUUGUACAAUCUGUACUUAUGGAUAUUAUCCUGACACAAACCGUUCAUGUGUGCAGUGUUCAAGAUUUUGUUUGGAAGGUCAAUGUAAUAGUUCUAAUGGACAUUGUGAAAAGGGUUGCAAAGAUGGCUUUUGGAAUCCAAGGUGCGACCGAAAUUGCAGUGAACAAUGUACAGUGUGCAACCAGGAUAGUGGAGAUUGUUCGACUUGCUCAUCGACAAGUGUUUUCGGUGCAAACUGCGAUGUGCCUUGUAGUAACACAUGUUUCUCCUUUUAGAUAAAACAAGAGUGGGUGUGAGCGGAUUAUAUUUAAGGAUAGACUAUUUUCAUUCAACUUUAAAAAAAACAUUACGAUAGUUACCUAAGUAAAUUAUAGGAAACCCGAACCCAAAUUAUGAGAUGACAUAACACCUAGGGUUUCCUUCUUUAAUUUAGUGGUACGAAUUGGAAGUGGUAUACAAGGAUUGGCUUUAUUCCAUGACAUGUUUAAUUAGAAAGGUAUGUGGUAAGAAACCAUUAUUGUAACAAUAUAUACCAUUAUUAUUUAUUUUAUGAACAGGACUCGUAAACCAAAUAAUGAAACCAUCCUAGAAGCAUUGAACAAUACAUACAACUCGUCUGCAUCAGUGUAUGCCUCGGUCAAGCGUAUUGGUAGGUAUUGCGUUUGGUAGGGCAAUUGUAGAAUGUUGUUUGUAGUUUACGGCUUGACUUCACAUUAAAAAAUAAACUUAACUUGAAAAUGUGUACAGCCCUAAGAAAUGGAAGCUAAAUUAUUCAAACAUUUUUUUGUAUCAAGAGCAUUUAGGUUAUGAAAACACACAAUCUGUCAAAGCUAAAGACACGACAGUGCAAGUGCGCCACUCUGUUUACAAAAACAGUCGUCCUGGCCCGGUCUCAGCAAAGGAUGAUAAUCCAACAACAACAGAAGACAAUUUAGAAAGCGUACGUCUGUAGCCAUUGUUGAUGAGAUGAACAGCGUGCGAUAUCGGCGUGACAAACACAGAAAGUGAAACUCCAGUUAAAUUAUCAGCGCAUGGUUAUACAGUCCACUCUCGUUAUCUCGAAGUCAGCGGGAACAAGAAAAAAUAUCGAGAUAACGAGAGUUCGAGAUAUCCGAUUAGGCGUUUUCAAAGAAAAAUGAGACGAAAAUUUACCUUGAUUUUAGUCUUAAUACCUGUUAAGUGGUCUAACUAAAGCCGUCACCGUGUGGCAUAAUACUCUCUACCUGAUAUUUACGCGUUUAAUGUCGUUUUAAGUAUUACAGAAUUGCAUGAACACAUGCGGUUGUAAUUGUUCUAAACUGUCUUUCGGCCUUAAACAACUAGUCUUUCGUCUUUUCGACAGUCUGUGUAUUAAUUGCAGUUAAUUGAUGUUAAAGUGACAGUUAAAGUAACAGGCCUUACUCAAGUGUUAAUGGCUAACGACAUUACGUGUGAUCAUUGAUGCAAUCAACGGAUCAAUUUCCUGCCGCACAGUAUCAGGAGCAGCCGGGCGAAGCGGGACGGUGAAGUAUCAAAGAAACAAUGUCUCACCUUUUGCCGACACUGGGACAGAUAUUCGCACUUCGAGAUAAAUCACAGAAAAUACAUGUAAAAUCGGGACUCGGGGCAAAAUUUUAUAUCAACAUAUCGAAUUAUUCGACAUAACGAAAAUCGAGAUAUGCGAUGUUUAUUUAUAUAGAUAAAGAAAAAAGUUGGGACAUUGAGCUUUCUUCGACAUAUCGAGACUAUCGAGAUAUCCGAGGUCAAGAUAACGAGAGUGGACUGUAUUGUAAAGUGUAGCUUUCAUUCGCUAAACGAAUCUGAUAAACUCAAGUUCUUGUUUACACACCCAGAUAUGAUUAGAACUAUAGCGAAAAACCUAUUUUAACAAAUAACAAAUCAGAAACAAUACCUUGUACAAUAGAUGAUUUAAGCAAUUUUUAAGAUCUUCAGUUAUAUUUUAACUCGACUUUUUUCAUAUAUUUUUAAGAUCUUAUGCUAAAUGUUCAGUUGGUGAAUAUAUACUAUUCCCACCACUAUUUCACUUUUAAAAUGUGUAACCACUAAUAGAGAGUCCGCAGGCAUGCUGUGUUUUAUUAAUUACUAUUUGAGAAUUUCUAAAGUUUGUAUAGUAUUUAGAGUAGCAGAAUUCUCAAAAUUUCUUAAGCAAAUUGUAUUAUGUGAAUAAGACGUGUAUAGUACAGGUCAUCAUCUGGGGUUUUUGGGUUUUUUAAUUAUUAUAUAUGUACCUGUAAUAUAGUCUUCUGUUAUUGCAUACGAAUAGUCAUGUAUUAGUUGUAAUACAUUUUAAAAGUACAUACAUGUAGGUGAGACUGUAUCAAUUUACUGAUGUUUAUGACUGUAAAUAAUGAAUAACAUGUAUGUACAUUAAAGUCCCUUAUAAUUCUUUUGUAGAAUGGUCAUAUAAAAUGCAAUGUAACUAUUUUAUGAAUCUUGAAAGAAAUUUUUACAAUACAUUUUAUAUACUGGGACUAUUACAAUGCAAUAAACUUGCUUGCUAGAACAGUUGAAUGAAAUUGAAGAAAGGUAACUCUUUAGGGCUUGAAAAUGGUUGGCAAUAUGGUUCGAGUUACUUCCCUAGCAAUGUAACUGUAUACAUUAUGAAAACUGAUUUUAAGUUUAUAUUAUAUUGGAGAUUUAUAUUAUCACCACGAUUCAUCUUAAUCAAUUUAUGACCAUGGUGAUUGGAGGAUCUUUUAAGAUGUUUAAUUGUUUGCGCAAUAAUGCAUUUUGUUAUGACGGACAAUAUAUUGAAACAAGUGUAUGGCAUUCUUGAUAGGGUCGGUGGUAGUAAUGUAGUUUUUACCAUGUAUAUUCAUGAUAGUCAUAUAAAUUACAUUGAUAAGUGUUAAAUAAGUCUCUUAUAACUCAUUUAAUGAAUGGCCAAUGUUUGAUCUAUAGUUAUAUGUUUUAUAUAUGCAUUGCGAAAAUUGUAAAUAUUGGAUGAGACUAUCAUAAACUAUAAAACAUGGUCACGUUAUGUUUCUGUUUGUGUAAUUGUUUCCACAUAUAUCAACCAAUUCUCCAACUCCCGCCCCCUUCUAUUGUAUUCAAGACUUUAUGUCAUUUCAAAUUGUAUUCAUGAUCAUCGGUAUCGCUGGCAUCGAUUUGUCUUGUGAAUAAAGUUAACAAGUUAUUAAUUAAGUGUUGUGUUUUGUUCCUUUUUUCUAAAAAAAAAUGCUAGGGAUAUAAGGUUAAGAAUACCCGGUAGUUAAUGUUUGUAUGGUUUGAGUCAACCAACAAAGA